AUGCAUACGACCACGCUACGGUCCUACGUGGCGUUACACUCACGCUCGCCGUUACAAUCACGUAUCGAGCCGCAGCGCGCAUGCCGCUGCUCGUGCGCCCAAGAAUCGACGCCAUCGCGAAGAUCGCCGCCGAAGGCGGAGAAACGGCUACUCGACAGCGGAGAGCGUCCCACGUCGUUUCUUGGAUGGAGUUCGCCGUGCUCGCGUUUUCUAGAUAAAUCGCAGCCACAGCAUCGCAGCCGUCGCCGUCGCUGUCGCCGGGGAGAAUGGCAGGCGGCUGCGACAGCAGGGAGCGGAGAUCGAUCAGGGGCGGAAAGGGGAGGGGGAAAAAAGGGAGGGGGAGGGGGAAAGGCGGAUGGCGGAUUAGGGUUGGCGUGGAGGGUUGUUGAGGAGCUUCCGGAUGGGCGGAAGCACGAAUUCGCUACAGUGCAGCACUGCGAGGACUUCUGGCUUAUAGUGAGGCACCUGAUGCCAUUGGCGUUCCACACGCCUGCUCCAGGCGCAGGUGGCCCUUCAGGUGCCUCCUCAGGUGAAACGUCAGGUGCCACAUCGGACAGCGACAGCCUGAGUAUUGCGGAGAGGCAGCAGGCGCUGAAGCUGAGGCUGCAACGGAAACACAGAGCAGGAGCAGGUGGGAAGAUCAAUGUUGGUCAUGGGGAAAUGAGGAUGAAUGACGCUUAUGGGAGCAGUACAGGCGGUGAUGGGGUUAGGAGUGAUGAUGGGAGGAGCAAUGGGAGUCAAGUGAAUACUGGCGGUAGUAAUGCUGCCAAGAAGAGAUACGAUUUUGUGCAGUAUCCACUGAUUCGGCUGAUUCACCGCGCUCGGGACUGCUCGCCUGUCACGGAGAAGCAUCUGGGCGGCGUGAGUUUGGAUCUAGUGGCGGAUAUGGCCGGCAAACUCAGCAAACUUACUGACGGCACUGGCAGCAGCAGCAUCACUGCAGUGGCGGCCUCCCAACUGGGGGCCCUGCAUGACGUCAUCCUCACCACUGAGGAACCGGCUGAGAAGCUUCCGGCUUCUGCUGGAGCUGUGGGGGGAGCGGUGGGGAAGAUGAUGGGGGAGAAGGUGGGGGAAGGGGUUGGGGGACUGGGGGGAGCACUGGGGGGAGCGUUGGGGGGAGCGUUGGGGGGAUUGAUGGGGGGAAGGCGGGCUGUUCCUGCUGGUAAGUCGAUGCCGAUGGAGCGAGUGGAGCAGCUUGAGACGUGCCCUUGCCUGCCAGGAAUAGCCCUCCCCGUCAUGUUCAAAGGAGCAGCAGCGCGCUCUAUUCUUCGAGCCAUGGACCACUGCCACGGCAGGCUGCUACUGGACGUGCAGUCGCCUCCCGCUCCUCCCCACCGCCAACAGCAGCAGCCGCAACAGCAACGAAGGCAGCAACAUCUGAAACAGCAGCAGCUGCUGCGGCGGCUUGAGGCUGUAGAAGCCACCAGUUGUGAGGCCAGAUCUGUUCCUCCCUGCAUGGACAGCGAUCGCUGCUUUGCGGCGUACCAUGAGGCGGGGCAUGCCCUUGUUGGGGCGCUGAGUCCGCUUGCUCGGGUGGAGGGGGUGUAUCUGGAGGACGAGGGCCAAUCAGCAGCACCGGGAGGGCCCUAUCGGCCAAUCAAGUACGCGGGAGGGACGGACAUUGUGUGGCGGGGGGAGAUUGAGCCAAUGCCGUUGCGACAAGUGGUGGUUCACGCCAUGGCUGUGUGGCUAGCUGGCAUGGCAGCAGAGGAGCUGAUGUUUGGCCGGGUUGACUACUUCACUCGAUCCGACGGCUGGUAUUCAUUCUCUGAUGACCUUGCAAAUGGCACCACAGAAGCAUCCCUACAUGCCUUUCUUGUUCCUCCUCUCCCCUCUCCCCCCUUACCUGCCCCAUCAGCUGCUGCGCUCGCCACGGCCUUUGCUCUCAUCGGCCGCGCUCCCGAGGACCUUAGAGCGUGGCCUGAACGCCUGGAGAUGAGAGGUGGACAGGACGGUCUGAGGGAAGGGGUGGAGGAAGGCAAAGCAGAAGCAGCAGCAGGAGCAGGAGAAAUGGGAGGAGCAGCAGUAGCAGCGACAGCAGCAGUGAGAAGGGUUGGGAGAGGUUUAGAGAUGCCUGGGAUGGGGGCGCACGAGCAGAGGGUGCUGCAGGUGGUGCGGGAGGCAAUGGCCCUGGCGUGCUGCACUCUCCGGCAGCAUGAGAGUGCUCUGCAUGCCAUUGCAUGGCGCCUCGUGGAUGCUGGGGAGGCGAGUGAGGGUGAGAUUGCUGCUGCUGUCGCCAGCUGUAACAAUGAGUACAAGGAUGUAGUCCCAACUCCAGCGGCUGCUGCGGCUGCAGGGUGA
Closterium sp. Naga37s-1 is the source of this 2301-nucleotide messenger RNA. Lineage: Eukaryota; Viridiplantae; Streptophyta; Zygnematophyceae; Desmidiales; Closteriaceae. The record is from the annotation of a GenBank genome assembly.